AUGGCUGAACAACCUGCUACUUUACUCAAAGUCUCUGUGCUACACUUUCGAGACGAGUCAAAGGACGAAGAGACUUGGACCAAGUGGUAUAUCGAGGAACAAAUUCCCCGCUUCAUCACCGUCGCCCACAAGCACGGAAUCGACCGCUGCGAAGUGUAUUUCACCCCCUCAACCUUCAAAGCCAUGUUCCAAGCCGACCUCGACCAGCUCAAAGGCGGCUGUGCCGAGGGUUGGACCAUGGCGCCCUACGACGCGGUAGUCAACUACUAUGUCUCCGACCCGCAGAAGGUUCGCGAUAUGCUGAGUGAUCCGGAUUGGAACGAUAAGGUUGUGGCGUUUGAGGAGGGCUGGAAUGAUCAGAAGAGGGUGGAUGUGCAGAUUGGGACGCAGACGGCGUAUAUUGAGGGUGGGGAGAUUGUUAAUACUAGGGUUAAGGAGUAUGGUUCUUAG
Glarea lozoyensis ATCC 20868 is the source of this 450-nucleotide messenger RNA. Its product is annotated as Dimeric alpha+beta barrel. The record is from RefSeq and is a predicted model, not a curated record. The coding region runs from base 1 to 450 and encodes 149 amino acids. The transcript is spliced from 2 exons. NCBI's taxonomy places the organism in Eukaryota, Fungi, Ascomycota, Leotiomycetes, Helotiales, Helotiaceae.